This is a messenger RNA of Arvicola amphibius (Eurasian water vole), 381 nucleotides long. It is a transcript of the gene Nppc, whose product is annotated as natriuretic peptide C. Gene Ontology annotation, cellular component: extracellular region. Gene Ontology annotation, biological process: cGMP biosynthetic process; receptor guanylyl cyclase signaling pathway. Gene Ontology annotation, molecular function: hormone activity; hormone receptor binding. Bases 1 to 381 code for a protein of 126 amino acids. The record is from RefSeq and is a predicted model, not a curated record. The transcript is spliced from 2 exons. NCBI's taxonomy places the organism in Eukaryota, Metazoa, Chordata, Mammalia, Rodentia, Cricetidae.
AUGCACCUCUCCCAGCUGAUCGCCUGUGCCCUGCUGCUAACGCUACUCUCACUCCGGCUCUCCGAGGCCAAGCCCGGGACGCCACCAAAGGGCCCGCGAACCCCUCCAGGGGAAGAGCUGGCGGAGCCCCAGGCAGCUGGUGGCAAUCAGAAAAAGGGUGACAAGACUCCAGGCGGCGGGGGCGCCAAUCUCAAGGGAGACCGAUCGCGACUGCUCCGGGACCUGCGCGUGGACACCAAGUCCCGGGCUGCUUGGGCCCGCCUUCUGCACGAGCACCCCAACGCGCGCAAAUACAAAGGCGGCAACAAGAAGGGCUUGUCCAAAGGCUGCUUUGGCCUCAAGUUGGACCGGAUCGGCUCCAUGAGCGGUCUGGGAUGUUAG